UAUUGCGCAGGCCCAGUUUACGCCUUGCAUUUCCUGAUUUUGUGGACUGAUUAGAAGAGUAGCUCUGCCUGAUUGCUAUUUUCUAAGCAUCUGGCACACUAUUCGGGCAGUGCCAAGUGGGGUUCAGUCAUGUCAGCACCUGCUAUGGGGACCACGAAGACGGCUCACAGUGAUGUGGCCCCGAAGAAAAAGAGGGGACCGGGUGCCCUGGCUACGGCGUAUCUGGUUAUAUAUAACGUGGUUAUGACAGCUGGCUGGCUGGUCAUUGCUGUGGGCCUGGUGCGGGCCUACCUUGUCAGAGGCAGCUACCACGGCCUGUACUUCUCUAUAGAGAAGCCCCUGAAGUUUUUCCAGACCGGUGCGCUCUUAGAGAUAUUGCACUGUGCAGUGGGGAUCGUUCCAUCCUCUGUGGUUCUAACGGGGUUCCAGGUGUUGUCUCGGGUCUUCCUCACCUGGGCUGUGACACACAGCGUCCGAGAGGUCCAGAGUGAAGACAGUGUCCUGCUCUUCGUAUCGGCCUGGACCAUUACAGAGAUCAUCCGCUACUCCUUCUACACCUUCAGUCUGCUCAACCACCUGCCCUACCUCAUCAAAUGGGCACGGUACACAUUCUUCCUAGUGCUGUAUCCUAUGGGAGUGACAGGUGAGCUGCUGACCAUCUAUGCAGCCCUUCCCUAUGUGCAGAAGACAGGUCUCUACUCUGUCACUCUACCUAACAAGUACAACUUCUCCUUUGACUACUACACCUUCCUCAUCCUCACUAUGGUCUCCUACAUUCCACUGUUUCCCCAGCUCUACUUCCACAUGAUGCGUCAGAGAAAGAAAGUCCUGGCCCACGUGGAAGAGUACAAAACAGAGUAAACACAGCAAACACACGGCAGACUGAUCACAUCAUGCCACGGGGAGGAGUGGAAAAAGACGAGAUAACCUUUAAAAAAAGAAAAAACAUGCCUGACCAAUUAAAUAUGUCUGCUUGUUGAAAUACCAAGAAACUCAACUCUUUUUCAGAUCAAGAAAAUAACAUGGGGAAUGGGGAUGAUCGAUCUAACAAUGGUUCUUGCUAAUCAGUUGGUUCGGUUUUGGGCUGUUGCCUGGCUAUUAAGAUGCUCUUGUCAUUUACAAUAUACCAACUGCUUUUCGUUUUCUUUGUCCGUAAAUGCAGUUACCAUGUUAUCAAAAUGCUACUUACUCAAAAACUGUUUUGUAAAUGUGAUGAUGAUCCAGUUCCGUUGCACUGGCCCCUUUGAGAGGCAGCAGAAUGCUGUGCUGUUGCCUAUGACUCUGGUCAUAAUGUGCUGAAUGCACUGAUACAAUCAAUGCCUUCUUCUCUCAUAGUUCAGUAGAAGACAAACACUAGAACCCCCCCCCCCCCCCCCCCUUCUAUCCCUGGGUGCAUCCCAACUGGAAGCCUAUUCCCUAUAUAGUACUAUUUAGGGAAUAGUGUAAUUUGGGAUGCUACCAUGCUUUGUGCUCUAAUGAAUAGUUGUCCUUUGUUAGGAUGGAUGGAGGGUUCCAUAUUUGUCUGACUCAACGGAGGACUAUGCCUGUUUAAGUAAUUUAUUUCUGCGACUAGAUUUUUCACCUGCAGAACUUCUGAUCACAUUCCAUUUGGUGUAAUAAAGCUUUUCUUUAUUCUGUGCUUUACAUAGUUUUGUUUUCCAAUACUUAUUUUCAAAUACUCAACUAACUGCAGCAAUUCAGUGCUUAUUGUCAUAAGAUAGCUUUUUGCUUUUAUGUUUUGGAUUUUUUGUGUUGACAAUAUUUGUUAAUAAUUUGGACCAUUUGGGUUUCUUUAGAAUCAUAUUAUGUUGAUUGUGGGUUGGGUAUUGAUUUGUAAAUCUUUGUUUGAAGUAGGGGUAGGCCUCCAUGACCUAGAGUGGAUAGUAUGUCGAUAAGCCAACCAGUUUUACAGUUACUUUGCUUUCUUGUGUAUAUUUUCUGAGGGAACUCAUUUAUUUACUCAAGCUUUAAACUUAAGGUGGUUCUCAAAUUGUCAUGGUGUGAUGUUGGACCAAGACACUGGUGGACAUUGCCUGGAAAACAUGUUGAAGGGUUAACCACAAAUGAGCCAAUACUCACACUUUAUUUAUUGACUGUUUGUUCUGAACUACAGUAGGGUGCCAGGACAUGCACUGUCAGACACUGGGCUCCCGAGUGAUGCAGCGGUCUAAGGCACUGCAUCUCAGUGCUAGAGGCGUCACUACUGACACCCUGGUUCGAAUCCAGGCCGUGAUUGACCCUAUGGGACAUAGGGCGGCGCACAAUUGGCCCAGCGUCGUCCAGGUUUGGCCGGUGUAGACCAUCAUUGUAAAUAAGAAUUUCUUCUUAACUGACUUGCCUAGUUAAUUAAAGGUUACAUUUAAAAAAUAAUAAUAUAAAAACAGGACGCUUGCAUGGACACGAGUCCAUUAGAUUAGAGAGCUUGUAGUCCUGCAUUUCCAAUGACUUAAAGAGGCAAUCUGCAGUUGCUACAUUUAUUUUUGACUUAUAAAUUAAAGCUAUAUACAUACAAUAGGUAUCUUGAAGAAUAUAACUUAUAAAUGCCUUAUGAGCUUAGUUCAACUGUUGUACCCCAUCAGAACCCAAAAUAUAAGCUUGUUUUACUCCAAUAUUUGUUAAAAAUAGAAAUAUAAACAAACACUGUAAACUCAAAACAUCAUUUUGAUAUCAUGGAUGAUCAGUCCUUGUAUCCAUAGCCCUGUCUAUGAAUUUGAAAGUUGUUACAUUUCUCCAUUCCUCAGCUUUUUACCAAAACAGUUGUGGGGUGCCUGCUUUGUUAAUGUUUCAACUGCGGGCUGGCUCUUUAAAUCUAAUAAUGUAGAGAGUCAGGCGUUUGCGUGUGUGUGGUUCAGAGUUUUUGUCCACCUCUGACUCAGGAGAAGGUAACUGAGUACAAUGUAAAACCUUAACGGUUAUCAAUGUGGAUGCAAACAGUAACUGCACUGCAUUAACACUGAAAACUCUAAUAAUUUGGUUUUAGUUUUUCCUAAUAAAUUGUUGUAGAACUAAUGUGAAAGACAAACUAGAUUUUGUGGACUUUAGCUUAAUAGAAAGUGUUGAGGUUGUGUUGUGUUUGAGUAGUGAUCACCCUUUUGCUUCCAUGUCUGUGGGACUGCAUCUCACUGCAUGCAGUUUUAGACAUUGAUCAGGAGUUGCCUGACACUGGUAUUGCCCUGAUGCUCUUUGGGAUGUGUAACAGUAUGUUUAUUAUAUCCUGAAUUACGCUGUGAAAGGCCUACACUUUGCAAGGGAUUCUUCCCCGACAUAAUGUUUGUUUUCCUCCCAUUCUUAAAAUGUCCUGCUGUCCUGAUAGUUGAGUUCCUAUGUUUCUGUUCUUUGUUGGCCUAACAUGUAGUCUACACUCUUAUGAAAGAGAUGAGCAGCAAGGUGAACUGAAGAUGCCUUUAGUACAUCAACAACCACCCAACAUCCCAACUAACUUGAUUUAACAUUGCCCUGGGCCUACGGUAUCGGAGGAUGUUUUGUAAGCAUGGCCAGGAUUGUUGGAAACUUCCUCUAGAGGCAGGAGUGCAACUCUGUAAAAUUGCAUGUAGGAGGAAAUAAAUGUCCAUUCAUCAUUCGAAGUGGUGAUACUUUGGUAUAACUUACAGUAUGGAAAAAGCAUGCCACAAUACUACUCUACACACUGGUUCUACUAAACAAAACUACAGUAUGUUGAUCUUUUUGAUAAAAAAAAAUGUUUUGCAUGGGACCAGCAAACUUUGUAUAAGUAUGAUUAGUUAUAUAACUAUAUAUUUACAAUAAACUUAACAUGGAA
Oncorhynchus mykiss (rainbow trout) is the source of this 3778-nucleotide messenger RNA. Its product is annotated as very-long-chain (3R)-3-hydroxyacyl-CoA dehydratase 2. Gene Ontology annotation, cellular component: endoplasmic reticulum membrane. Gene Ontology annotation, biological process: very long-chain fatty acid biosynthetic process; fatty acid elongation; sphingolipid biosynthetic process. NCBI's taxonomy places the organism in Eukaryota, Metazoa, Chordata, Actinopteri, Salmoniformes, Salmonidae. The record is from RefSeq and is a predicted model, not a curated record. Gene Ontology annotation, molecular function: 3-hydroxyacyl-CoA dehydratase activity.